Rosa chinensis is the source of this 1438-nucleotide messenger RNA. Its product is annotated as chloroplastic lipocalin. Gene Ontology annotation, molecular function: small molecule binding. Lineage: Eukaryota; Viridiplantae; Streptophyta; Magnoliopsida; Rosales; Rosaceae. The transcript is spliced from 5 exons. The record is from RefSeq and is a predicted model, not a curated record. The coding region runs from base 202 to 1215 and encodes 337 amino acids.
UUUGGGGUGUUGGAUUACUUGGGAGGUAAUGCACCUCUGAUUGGUUUAACUGAAGAUCAAGGUCUCAAAGAUAUGGUGUGAUGUGCGUCAAACGGGGUCACUGAAAGGGACGCAUUGAAGAAGACCAGGACAGUAGAUUUUUCUAGUAACUGAUUCUUAAUACUGGAAACCUCUCAAAGCAUUGAAAGCAAAGCCUAGACAAUGGUUCAUGCUCUUUUACAAACAGCACCACUUCUCCUCCAGUGUUCUCCUCAUGUCUCUUCCUCUAGCCUGCUUUACAGGGGAAAGCCUGGGAAAAUAGUGAUGAAGUGCUGUGCAGAGCAAUCUAUGAGCAACAAGCCAGUGACCAAACAUGUAUUAUCUGGGUUUGCGGCAUCUUUAGUACUUCUCUCUCAAAUAAACCAGGCUGUUGCAUCAGAAGUUUACUUUCAAAGGAAUACUUAUGAGCUUGCAAAUGCUGCUGAGAAGACGGUAACUCUUCCUCUUGAUAAGGGUUCUGAUGAAGGAGCUGAGAGGCUAAUGAUGAUGAGAGGCAUGACAGCAAACAAUUUUGACCCCAUUAGAUAUUCUGGUAGGUGGUAUGAAGUUGCUUCACUUAAACGUGGAUUUGCUGGGCAAGGUCAGGAAGACUGUCAUUGCACCCAGGGUGUAUAUACCUUUGAUAGUGAGAAGAGGGCCAUCCAGGUUGAUACCUUCUGUGUUCAUGGGUCUCCUGACGGUUAUAUAACUGGCAUAAGGGGAAACGUUCAAUGCCUUUCAGAGAAAGAUUUGGAAAAGAAUGAGUCAGAUCUAGAAAUGCAGGAGAUGAUCAAAGAGAAGUGUUUCCUCCGUUUUCCAACAUUGCCAUUUAUCCCUAAGUUGCCGUAUGAUGUGAUCGCAACUGAUUAUGACAAUUUUGCUCUUGUUUCAGGAGCAAAAGAUACAGGUUUCAUACAGAUCUACUCCAGGACACCAACUCCUGGUCCUGAAUUCAUAGAGAAGUACAAAUCAUACUUGGCCAACUUUGGAUAUGACCCAACCAAAAUCAAGGACACCCCACAAGACUGUGAAGUGAUGUCGGACAGUCGGCUAGCUGCAAUGAUGUCAAUGUCCGGAAUGCAAAAAAUUUUAACAAAUGAGUUUCCUGAUCUAGAAUUGAAGCGCCCUGUUCAAUUCGACCCCUUCACUAGUGUAUUUGACACCCUGAAGAAGCUUGUUCAGCUUUAUUUCAAGUAGUUGUCUCGCCUCUUGUUAGUGUUACUCUUGUUACUUGUUUUCUGUUAAUUCAUGGGAGAUUAUGCAACUGUUCUUACUUUAAUGUACAGCGUUGCUACAUCAAAACAGGCUUCUGCCUUGUGGAGUGAGUAGUGGAAAGCACUUGUAUUCUGGUUAAAUUUCCUAGUCCUAUUCGGAGUAGUAAACAUAGUUUUAACAAAUAUAGUCCUCUUACUUUGAGAGU